AUGGCAAACACUCUCUGGAGCAUCCUGAAACUUGUCAGUUUUACAGCUCUUGGUAACAUGCUGCUUUUGGGGGCACAGUGUACAAUUUUAAACAUCUGCCUAAAGUCGUGUGUAGCUAACCUGGGUGGGCGGCUCGACCUUGGCACCCCACACAGUCUAAGUGGACCGUGUAUCCAAGGAUGUUACUUUUGGAGCUCUGUAGACCAGGAAAACUGUGCUGUUAAGUGUCGAGAGGCCUGUGAAGUCGGCUGCAGCAGUGUGGAAGGUGCCUACGAAGAGGAGGUGUUGGAAAACACAAAUCUCCCUACUGCACCAUUUGCUUCUUCCAUUGGAAGCCAUAGUGUGACUUUACGGUGGAAAUCUGCCAAUAUCUCUGAAGUGAAAUACAUCGUUCAGUGGAAAUAUGCACAACUCCCAGGAAGAUGGACUUACACUGAGGCCGUAUCCAAGCUCUCCUACAUGGUGCGGGACCUGCACCCCUUCACAGAAUACGUUUUUCGAGUGGUUUGGAUCUUCACAGCUCAGUUGCAGCGUUCUUCUCCUACAAGCCCAAGUUACAGGACUCAUCCUCAUGGAGUUCCUCAAACUGCACCUUUUAUUCGGAAUAUUGAGAGCUCUGGCCCUGACACUGUGGAGGUCAGUUGGACUCCACCCCAAUUCCCAGGUGGACCUAUUCUGGGUUACAAUUUAAGGCUGAUCAGCAAAAAUAAUAAAUUCGAUUCAGGGACGCAGAGAACCAGUUUCCAGUUUUAUUCUACUCUUCCAAAUACCACCUACAGGUUUUUUGUUGCAGCAGUAAAUGAAGUUGGUGAGGGGCCAGAAGCGGAAUCUAGCAUCACCACCUCAUCCCUAGCAGUUCAAGAAGAGGAGCAGUGGCUUUUUUUAUCCAGAAAAAUAUCUCUAAGAAAGAGAUCUCUAAAACACUUAGUAGAUGAAGCACAUUGUCUUUGGUCAGAUGCUAUACACCAUAAUAUUACAGGUAUAUCCGCUCAUGUGCACCGGCAAGUUGUUUAUUUCUCUGAGGGAACUCUCAUAUGGAUGAAGGAGGCUGCCCACAUGUCUAAUGUGUCUGACCUGAGAGUGUUUUAUAGAGGUUCAGGACUGAUCUCUUCCAUUUCCACAGACUGGCUUUACCAGAGAAUGUAUUUCAUCAUGAAUGAGCUGGUCUAUGUCUGUGAUUUGGAGAACUGCUCAAACUUUGAGGAAAUUACUCCGCCCUCUAUUAUUACACCUCAGAAACUUGUGGCUGAUGCCUACAAUGGGUACAUCUUUUAUCUCCUGAGAGACGGCAUUUACAGAGUCGAUCUCCCUGGGCCAGCUGGCGGAGAUGCCAAGCCUGUGCGCAUCGUGGAGAGUUGCACAUUAAAGGACUUCGCAAUAAAACCACAGUCAAAGAGGAUCAUUUACUUCAACGACACCACCCAAGUCUUCAUGUCAACGUUUCUAGAUGGCUCUGCUUCCCAUUCUGUCCUCCCUCGGUUCCCCUUUGCUGAUGUGCAGAGCUUUGCUUGUGAAAGCAGUGACUUCCUUGUGACAGAUGGCAAGGCCGUCUUCCGACAGGACUCCAUAUCUUUUAAUGAGUUCAUUGUGGGAUGUGACCUGAGUCACAUAGAAGAAUUUGGGUUUGGUAACUUGGUCAUCUUUGGUUCCUCUGUCCAGCCACACCCUGUCCCACAUCGCCCAAGGGACGUCUCGGUGCUGUUUGGGUCUCACCAGGCCCUUGUUCAGUGGAAGCCUCCUGCCCUCCCCAUUGGAGCCAGCCCUUCCGCCUGGCAGAACUGGACUUAUGAGGUGCAGGUAUCCACCCAGGACCUUCCUGAGUUUACUCGCACUUUCUCUAACAUACGGGGAGUCAUGUUUAAUAUAUCUGGGCUGCAGAGUGCUAUGAAGUACAAGGUUUCUGUGCGAGCAAGUUCUUCCAGGGGGCCGGGCCCCUGGUCAGAGCCCUCAGUGGGUACAACGCUUGUGCCAGCUUCGGAGCCACCAUUUAUCAUGGCUGUGAAAGAAGAUGGGCUUUGGAGUAAGCCCCUGAACAGCUUUGGCCCGGGAGAAUUCUUAUCCUCUGACAUCGGCAAUGUGUCAGACAUGGAUUGGUAUAACAACAGCCUGUACUACAGUGACACCAGAGGAGAGGUUCAUGUGCGACUGCUGACUGGGUCAGGAGUCUCAGGGAGCCAUCACAUCCCCAGCAUUGCAGGGGCAGGGGCUUUGACUUUUGAGUGGUUGGGUCGCUUUCUCUACUGGGCUGGAAAGACAUAUGUGAUCCAAAGGCAGUCUGUGCUGACAGGACACACCGACGUGGUCACGCAUGUGAAGCUGUUGGUGAAUGACAUGGCGGUGGACUCCGUGGGUGGAUACCUCUAUUGGACCACACUGUACACAGUGGAGAGCACCAGGCUAAAUGGAGAGAGUGCUCUUGUCCUCCAGGCACAGCCUUGGUUGUCUGGGAAGAAGGUUAUUGCUCUCACUCUGGACCUCAGCGAUGGGCUCUUGUACUGGUUGGUUCAGGACAGUCAGUGUAUUCACCUGUACAUGACUAUUCUGCGAGGACAGAGCACCGAGCACAUCAGCAUCACAGAGUUUGCAGCCUGGAGUACUUCUGAAAUUUCCCAGAAUGCUCUGAUGUACUACAGUGGCAGGCUGUUCUGGAUCAAUGGCUUCAGGAUGAUCACGACUCAGGAAAUCGGGCAGAGAACCAGUGUGUCUGUGUCGGAAUCGGCCAAAUUUAAUCAGUUCACAAUCAUUCAGUCGUCCCUCAAGCCUCUGCCAAGGAACUUUUCCUCUACCCCUAAUGUUAUACCAGAUUCUGUUCCAGAGUCUUCCUUUAGGACUGAAGGAAACGCUUCAGCCUUCCGAGUCCUGUGGAGCACUCCCCCUGCAGUGGACUGGGGUGUGGUUUUCUACAGCGUGGAAUUCAGUGCUCACUCCAAGUUCCUGGCUAGUGAAAAACACCUUUUACCUGUAUAUACUGUGGAAGGGCUGGAGCCAUAUGCCUUAUUUAAUCUUUCUGUCACUCCUUAUACCUACUGGGGAAAGGGCCCCAAAACAUCUCUAGCACUUCGAGCACCUGAAUCAGUUCCAUCUGCACCAGAAAACCCCAGAAUAUUUAUAUUACCAAGUGAAAGAUCCCUCAACAAGAAUGAAGUUGUGGUAGAGUUUAGGUGGGACAAACCUAAGCAUGAAAAUGGUGCGUUGAUGAGCUUUGAGAUUUUCUACCAUAUAUCCAACCAAAGCAACACAAGCAGAGCAUCCAAAGGCUGGAUUGCUGUCAAUGUCACUUCCUCAGUGACAUCUUUUCAACUCCAGGGCAUGAGUCCUGGAUACACUGUUGCCUUCCAGGUUCAAGUCUACACAUCCAAAGGCCCAGGGCCAUUUUCUGAUGUAGUGAAGUCUAAAACUUCAGAAAUCAACUCAUUUCCUUACCUCAUGUCUUUUCUUCAAAAUGAGAUAGUGCUCUUAGAUAUGGACCAAAAUCAAGUUGUGUGGACAUUUUUGGCAGAAGGAGACAUCAACGCCUUAGGCUACACAGCUGACGAUGACAUGGGGUAUUUUGCUCAAGGAGACUCCCUCUUCCUUCUGAACUUGCGCAACCGUUCCAGCUCCAAGCUUUUCCGAGAUGCACGCAUUUCCAGCGUCACACUAAUUGCAGUCAACUGGGUUUCGAGGCACCUCUACUUUGUGCUGAAAGAAUCUCAAAACAGAACACAAAUAUUUGAUGUUGAUCUUGAAUGCAAGGUGAAACGCCCCAGUGAACUGAAGAUUUGUAACAGGAAUUCAACAAUAGUUUCUUUUUCUGUGUAUCCACUUUUAAGUCGUUUAUAUUGGACAGAAGUUUCUGAUCUGGGCUAUCAGAUGUCGUACUACAGUAUUAGCAAUCACACCUUGCAUCACAUUCUGAAACCCACAGCCACAAACCAACCAGAUGGAAGGAGCCGAUGUUCUUGCAAUGUGACUGAAUCUGACUUAAGUGGAACAAUGACUAUUGAUACUUGUGACCUAGAGAAGCCAUGGAUAUAUUUUGCCAAAGGUCAAGAGAUCUGGGCCAUGGAUCUGGACGGGUGCCAGUGCUGGAGAGUUAUCGUGGUGCCUGCUUUGUGGGCAGGAAAAACACCUGUUAGCUUAACUGUGGAUAAAGAGUUUAUAUAUUGGAUCAUCACGGCAAAGGGCAACACACAGGUUUAUCAAGCAAAGAAAGGAGGCGGCGCUGCCAUUGCCCAGGCGAAGCCCCUGAGGAGUCAGUGCAUCCUGGCGUACAGCUCGGCUGUGCAACCUUUCCCAGAUAAAGCAUUUCUGUUUCUAGCUUCAGAUAUGGUGGAACCAGCUAUACUUAAUGCCACCAACACCAGCCUCACAAUUGCACUGCCUCCGGCCAAGACAAAGCAUAUUUGGAAUGGCCUCUCUGGCCCAACUCCAACAUACCUGGUUUAUUAUGCAGAACUUCAUGGAAAGACAAGCAGCUCUCACCUGAAAUAUAAAAUACUGGAGUCUCAGGAGAGGAUAGCUCUUGUUGAAGGUUUACGACCAUUUUCAACAUACAUAAUAAAAAUGGCUAUAAAGAAUUAUUAUUCAGAUUCUCGAGAACCUUUACCCCUGGGACCAGCGAUCUGGGGAAAGACAAAAAGUGGCGUUCCGGGAGCCGUUAGAUUCAUCAACACAACCGUGCUGUCAGACACUAGCCUCCUGGUGUCCUGGAGAGAAUCUCCGCAGCCAAACGGACCUGGAGAGUCCGUCCGCUAUCAGCUGGCGAUUUCGCAUUUGCCGCUCAUCCCCGAGACUCCUCUAAGACAGAGCCAGUACCCGAAGGCGAGGCUCACUGUCCUGCUCGCAGCCCUGUCUGGCGGACAGCUCUAUGUGCUAAAGGUUCUGGCCUGCCACUCUGAGCAAAUGUGGUGCACCGAGAGUCACCGCAUCACCGUCAAAAUGUUCGACUCACCAGAGAGACCGCGGGCCGUGGCUCUGGAGGACACUAGUUUGCAAUUACGUUGGAAGGCUCCAUCCAAUGGUAACCUCAUCAGAUUUUGGUUUGAACUCCAAAAGGGGAAAUACAGCGAGUUUUCCCACAUUGAAGCUUCCUGCAGCCAGGGUCCUGCUUAUGUCUGCAACAUCUCAGAUCUCCAGCCGUAUACCUCCUACAGUGUCCGAGUUGUGGUGCAGUAUGAGACAGGAGACAGAAGCCCCUCACGCUCUGAAAGCUUCUGGACCAGAGCUGGAGUCCCAAGUAAACCAGGCAUUCCCAAACUAUUAGAAGGGAGUAAAAAUGCAAUACAGUGGGAAAAAGCUGAAGAUAAUGGAAGUAGCCUUAUGUAUUAUCUCCUUGAGAUCAGAAAGAUCACUUCAAAUGACUCACAGAACCAGGAUUUAAGGUGGAAGAUGGCAUUCAAUGGGUCCUGCAGCAGCAUUUGCAUGUGGAAGUCCAAAAACCUGAAAGGAAUGUUUCAGUUCAGAGUAGUAGCUGUAAAUCUUGUUGGGUUUGGUGACUACAGUGGAGUCAGUGACGGUAUUAUCCUAGUGGGAGAUGAUUUGUGGAUACCUGAAACAAGUUUUAUACUUACCACCAUUAUUGGAGUAUUUCUGGUCAUUAUAAUCCCUUUUGCCUUUGUCUGGCAUAAGGGAUUGAAAAAUCUGAAAACUUCUAAGGAAGGGCUCACAGUUCCAAUGCACGAAGACCAAGAGUUGGAGGAGCUGCGAGGCCCAGCGGCUGGAGUUGGGCUGGCUAAUGCUUGCUAUGCAGUACAUACUCUUCCAACCCAAGAGGAGAUUGAAAAGCUUCCUGCCUUCCCUCGGGAGAGGUUGACUCUGCGUAUCUUGUUGGGCAGUGGAGCCUUUGGGGAAGUGUAUGAAGGGAUGGCCAUGGACAUCUUAGGAGUUGGAAGUGGAGAAAUCAAAGUAGCAGUGAAGACUUUGAAGAAGGGUUCCACAGACCAGGAGAAGAUUGAAUUCCUCAAGGAGGCACAUCUCAUGAGCAAGUUUGAUCACCCCAACAUUCUGAAGCAGCUCGGUGUCUGUCUGUUCAAUGAGCCUCAGUACCUCAUCCUGGAGCUGAUGGAAGGGGGGGACCUUCUCACGUAUUUACGUAAAGCCCGGAUGACCAUGUUCCAUGGCACUUUACUAACCUUGGCUGACCUUGUCGAUGUUUGUGUGGAUAUUUCAAAAGGCUGUGUCUACUUGGAACAGAUGCAUUUUAUCCACAGGGAUCUGGCAGCUCGGAAUUGCCUUGUCUCUGUGAAAGACUACACCAGCCCUUCACGGACAGUGAAGAUUGGGGACUUUGGACUUGCAAGGGACAUCUAUAAACAUGAUUAUUACAGGAAGAGAGGGGAGGGCUUGCUGCCUGUUCGCUGGAUGGCUCCAGAAAGUCUGAUGGAUGGACUCUUCACGACUCAGUCUGAUGUUUGGUCUUUUGGGAUUCUGAUUUGGGAGAUUUUAACUCUUGGUCAUCAGCCAUAUCCAGCGCACUCUAACCUUGAUGUUUUAAACUAUGUACAAGCAGGAGGGAGACUGGCACCACCAAGAAACUGUCCUGACGAUCUGUGGAAUUUAAUGGCUCAGUGCUGGGCGCAAGAGCCAGACCAGCGGCCCACUUUCCACAGGAUCCGAGUCCAGCUGCAGCUCUUCAGAAAACUUCUCGUAAAUAAUAUUUCUCCGUGGAGAGGUGAAGCAAACACCCACGGAGCCACAAAUGAAGGCAUCGAAGGUGACAAUGACAAUAUGAUCAGCCUGAAUUCAGAUGGUGUUACACCAGUUGCUUUCAUGGAAACCAAGAACCAAGAAGGGUUAAACUACAUGGUACUUGCUACAGAACACAGCCAGAGUGAAGACAAUUCUGAGGGUCCUCUGUGCUCCAAAGAAUUUGAGUCUUGUGGUCUGAGGAAAAGAGAGAAAGAGCCAGAAGUAGACCAAGACUUCUGGCAAGAGAAACAAGUGGCUUGCUGCCUUCCUGGAAAUUCCACAGGCCUGAACUAUGCCUGCCUCACUCAUAGUGGGUCUGGAGAUGGGUCUGAUUCAUAGCACUCCUUGGAAGUACAGAGUUGAGAUCAACACUUCCAAUAAGCUGUUGCUGAGAGAAGAGAAGACAUCUGUGAUUCUGAGUUCACACUGUAAAGGUCUGAGCUCCAAUCUUCAUUCUCAGAACUGUCUGGUUCCAUUUAUAGCAGUCUUCAUGCCACUGGCCACUGUGCUGUUAGGAAGCACCACAGACAGGCAUUAGAGGCAGGAGUGGGUCUGCUCAGACAUGCAGGAGGGAGAGGCAGCGGCCAAACAGCCAGCUGGACUUCAGGUUAUCCAGAAGGUGUUGAGGACAGGGCCAAACACACGACCAGGAGGACCACUGCUCCAAUAAAAUACUGUCUUUAAUCACCACUGUAAACCAGUUCAUGCUUUGGAGGUUUAAAAUAGUGGCUUUGGCCACACUGAAAAGAGGAUCAUGAAGAUAUCUGAGACCCAAAGCUUGGCAUUCUAUGAACUCUGCAUCCAUAAAAUCCACGACUUGUGUUCUAUAAUGAAAGUUAGCUAAUACAAAGACUGCUCGAGAGCUUAGGGUGCAGCUUAGCGUGGAGCACUUGCCUGUGACCAGUGCAUAAGAUCUUUGCAGCUUUUUGCUUUUUUCCCAGUCGGUCAUGACUGGAGUGCUUAUGGAUAUUGUCUCCUGGUUUCUUUCAUGUCACAUAAUUGC
Messenger RNA from Fukomys damarensis (Damara mole-rat), 7672 nucleotides. RefSeq names its product ROS proto-oncogene 1, receptor tyrosine kinase (gene Ros1). The record is from RefSeq and is a predicted model, not a curated record. The transcript is spliced from 43 exons. Gene Ontology annotation, cellular component: membrane; signaling receptor complex. Gene Ontology annotation, biological process: multicellular organism development; cell surface receptor protein tyrosine kinase signaling pathway; positive regulation of kinase activity. Lineage: Eukaryota; Metazoa; Chordata; Mammalia; Rodentia; Bathyergidae. Bases 1 to 7008 code for a protein of 2335 amino acids. Gene Ontology annotation, molecular function: ATP binding; transmembrane receptor protein tyrosine kinase activity; protein binding.